AACAAGCACUGCACAAAUCUGAGAUCUAACCUGUUCAAAACAGAUGGAAAUGAUGAAAUAGUAGCAACAACUUCAAAGGCAAAUAUGUCUUCUCUGUCUCUUAUGCCCCAGUUUAUUGCUGGGCUUAAGAACAGAAAUGAAGAAAUCAGGAUCAAGACAGCUAAUGACCUUCAUCGGUUUGUCAGUACUGAACUACGGGAAAUGCCAUUUGAAGAACAUACAGCCUUCAUGGACAAGUUUUAUCAUCAGAUAUUUGAGUUGGUAUCAAGUUCUGAUUUGAAUGAGAAGAAAGGUGGCAUCUUAGCCAUAGUGAGUUUAAUUGGAGUCGAUGUUGGAAACAAGACUGCCAAAGUGAGUAGAUUUGCUAACUACUUACGUAACCUUCUGCCUUCCUCUGAUGUCAGCAUUAUGGAGAUGGCCGCCAAGGCUGUUGGCAUUUUAGCAUUGUCGUCCGGGACAUAUGCUGCAGAGCAUGUAGAUUAUGAAGUUAAAAGAUCAAUUGAGUGGCUGACUGGUGAGAGGAACGAAGGCAAGAGACAUGCUGCUGUGCUUGUCUUGAGAGAGCUAGCCACAUGUACACCUACUUUCUUCUUUCAACAAGUUCAACAAUUCUUUGAUGUUAUCUUUGCUGCAGUAAGAGAUCCAAAGCCUGUGAUAAGAGAAGGAGCUGUUGCAGCAAUGAGAGCCGCUUUGGUUGUGACUUCUCAAAGAGAGUCUAAGGCUGUGCAGAAAUCACAGUGGUAUAAGCAUUGUUUUGACGAAGCUGUAAAACCUUAUGAUGAGACAACUGGGCGAGACAAGAAACUUGCAAAAGAUGAUUGGGCUCAUGGCUCACUUUUAGUGAUCAAUGAAUUACUACGGUGCAGCAAUAUGGAAGGGGAGGGAAUAAACGUUGAGUGGAAUAGACAGCAUAUUGAGAUGGAAGAAAUAACCAAUCAACAGUAUCUACAUGAGAAAACAGUCAAGGAGAUGCAUCGACACAAGUCUAUGGGUAGUGUGAUGGCCUUACAGCAGCUCCAGAACAAGUCAUCUCCACUGACCAGCUUUGGUCUUGGACAUAAUCAAAUGGCACACAAAAAUAUGCUGUAUGAGAGUAGAUCAUGCAAAGAACUUAUCACUAAGAAUUAUGAAAAGAUAUGUAGUUUGAUAUUGAAACACAGAUCUAGUAAGAAUACAUAUGUACAACAAACACUGCUGGUCAUCUUUCCAAGGGUCGCAGGAUUCAGUCCUGAAGUGUUUUCAAGAGUAUAUUUAGAAGAAUCCAUUAAUUUCCUGUUGGGUACAUUGAAGAAUCCCAAAGACAAGACAGCUGGAUUCCAAGCUAUAGGUCUGAUGGCCAUAUCAGUACAGGAAAAUAUAUCUAAACAUCUGAUAAGGAUCAUGGAAGUUAUCAGAAGUUCUCUGCCUCCAAAGGACCUACCUCUUAAGAAGUACAAGAGUUUUGUAGUUGACCCUGCUGUAUUUACAUGUAUAAGUAUGCUUUCCAGAGCUGUGGGUAAUAUUAUGAUGAAAGAUGUCAGAGAACUUUUAGAUUCUAUGCUGGCAACAGGACUUAGUCCAGCCUUAACAGCAGCUUUGAGAGAUUUAGCAACUCAGAUACCACAACUGAAGAAAGAUAUUCAAGAUGGACUCUUGAAAAUUCUGUCUCUUGUUCUGAUUGGUCGACCAUUAAAGCACCCAGGUGCUCCCAAAAGUCCACUGUCUCCACUUCCUAUAGCAGGUGCCUUGUUGUCACCAACAGACAGCCAUGAUACAACAAGUAUAACAUUGGCUCUAAGGACACUUGGAAGCUUUGAUUUUGAAGGUCAUUCCUUGACACAGUUUGUCAAACAUUGUGCAGAACAUUAUUUGUCUAGUGAAUAUAAAGAGAUCAGAAUGGAAGCGGUUAGAACUUGUGCUAGAUUGUUAUCUCCCCUGCUUAAGUUGUUAGCUUCCAAUCAGGGCCAAGUAAGCAUGGCAGCCAUGAACACAGUAGCAGAAGUACUACACAAGCUACUUGUUGUUGGAAUCACAGACACAGAUUCUGACAUACGAUUUUGUGUACUGGCCUCCUUAGAUGACAGAUUUGACCCACAUCUUGCCCAGGCAGAAAAUCUGAGUGCUUUAUUUGUUGCCUUGAAUGAUGAAGUGUUUGAGAUUAGAGAAUUGGCAAUCUGUAUGAUUGGAAGACUCAGUAGUAAAAAUCCUGCCUAUGUGAUGCCCUCAUUGAGGAAAACCCUAAUACAGAUUCUAACAGAAUUAGAACACAGUGGGGUUGGUAGAAACAAGGAACAAGCAGCCAGGAUGUUGGGAUUACUGGUUGCCAAUGCAUCCAGACUUAUAAGACCUUACAUGGAACCAGUCUUAAAGGUAUUAAUCCCCAAAUUAAAGGAACCAGACCCUAAUCCUUCUGUGACCAUUAGUGUAUUAGCUGCUAUUGGAGAACAAGCUCAGGUCAGUGGUAUUGAAAUGAAGAAAUCUAUGGAUGAAUUAUUACCUAUUAUUAUAGAAAUGCUUCAGGACUCCUCAUCUUUGCAGAAAAGAGAGGUAGCAUUAUGGACACUCGGACAGCUGGUAGAAAGUACAGGAUAUGUCACAGAACCUUAUAGGAAGUACCCCUCAUUACUGGACAUACUGUUAGCCUUCCUUAAAACAGAACAGUCACCAGGUAUCAGGAGAGAGGUGAUCCGUGUAUUAGGUUUACUUGGUGCUUUAGAUCCACACAAACACAAGAUGAACUUAGGAUUAAUACAGAAAACAGAAGCUGGGGCUGUAUUUAGUAUGUCUGAUCCAAAAGCUAAUCAGGAUGCUUCGCAACCAGAGAAUACCAGUGAAAUGCUAGCAAACAUGAGUGCCACUGCGACUCUUGAAGAAUUUUAUUUAGCCAUUGCUAUAGCAACACUUAUGAAGAUCAUCCGUGACCCUAAUCUAUCUCAGCACCAUACAAUGGUUGUCCAGGCGAUAACCUUUAUAUUUAAAUCAGUUGGCAUCAAAUGUGUACCAUACAUCCAACAGGUUAUACCAGCCUAUCUGAAUGUUAUCAGAACUGCUGAUACAAACUUUAGAGAGUUUUUGUUCCAACAGUUGGGUGUGAUCAUCUCUAUAGUGAAACAGCACAUCAGAAAUUACCUGGAUGAUAUCUUUGAUUUGAUAAAGGACUACUGGACCCCCAACAGUCAGAUGCAGAGUACUAUUAUUUUAUUGGUAGAACAGAUAGUGUCAGCACUGGGGACGGAGUUCAAAAUAUAUCUACCACAGAUUAUACCACAAAUACUGAAAGUGUUCAUGCAUGAUGCUAGUCAAAAUAAAGUUGUAACAGAUAAGCUAUUGAAAUGUCUUCAGUUAUUUGGUGCUAAUUUAGAUGACUACCUCCACCUAUUGCUGCCACCAGUUGUUAAGUUAUUUGAUUCUCAUGAUAUUCCAAUAGCUGUAAGAAGGGCUGCAUUGGAAACAAUAGAUAGAUUUUCAGAUACAUUAGACUUAACAGACUAUGCUUCUAGAAUUAUUCACCCAUUAGUGAGAACUUUAGACUCGGUUCCAGACCUUCAGAAUACAACCAUGGAUGUUUUAUGCGCAUUAGUUAUGCAACUAGGUCAAAAGUUCUCCAUCUUUAUCCCCAUGGUAACAAAAGUAAUGACUCGGCAGAAAAUAUCGCAUCAGAAAUACACUGUACUUGUCAGCAGGAUAUUAAAGAGUUCAACAAUUGCAGAAGAGGAAGAUGAUCCCAUAUUGAUGAAACAUCGUAAAGAUCGUAAAAAAAUUACAGAAGCAUCCAGUACUGGUACAGAUACCAUCAUCAGUAAAAAAUUACCAGUUAGCUUCCCUAACUUACAAAAGGCUUUGAGUUCCGGUAGGCGUGAGAACAAAGAAGAUUGGAUGGAAUGGAUAAGAAGACUGAGUAUAGAGUUAUUGAAAGAGUCUCCAUCACCAGCCCUCAGGUCAUGCUGGGCAUUAGCUCAGACUUACAACCCUCUAGCCAGAGACCUGUUCAAUGCAGCUUUUGUAUCAUGCUGGACAGAAUUGACUGAAUCUCAACAAGACGAGUUGAUCCAAAACUUAGAACAAGCUCUAAAAUCAGAAGAAAUCCCAGAGAUUACACAAACACUACUUAAUCUGGCAGAGUUUAUGGAACAUUGUGACAAGGGUCCUCUGCCACUGGACUCUUCCCUACUUGGACAGAGAGCUAUGAUAUGUAGGGCCUAUGCUAAAGCUCUGCAUUAUAAAGAGGAAGAAUUUAACAGAGGACCAACAACAGAAACACUUGAAGCACUUAUAAGUAUCAACAACAAGUUACAACAGUCUGAAUCAGCCUCUGGUGUAUUGGAGUAUGCUAUGAAGCAUCACAGAACAGAUUUGAAAGUACAGGAGGGAUGGUAUGAGAAGUUACAUGAAUGGAACAAAGCUUUGGCAGCCUACGAGGGGAAACUGAAGGAGAAAAAUCCUGACGAAACAAAUCUGACUUUAGGGAGAAUGAGAUGCUUAGAAGCUCUGGCUGAAUGGGGACAGUUGCAUCAGAUAGCUUGUGAGAAAUGGCCAACAUGUAGUGAUUCAGAAAGAACAAAUAUGGCACGUAUGGCGUCUGCUGCUGCAUGGGGACUUGGCCAAUGGGACAGUAUGGAGGAGUACAUGUGUCUGAUACCUAGGACAACAUACGAUGGGGCUUUCUAUAGGGCUGUGUUUGCUUUACACUCUGAGAACUACCAGCUAGCACAACAGUGCAUAGAUAAAGCCAGAGAUAUUUUAGAUACAGAAUUAACAGCUAUGGUCGGAGAAAGUUAUAACAGAGCAUAUGGAGCUAUGGUUAAUGUGCAGAUGUUAUCUGAAUUAGAAGAGGUCAUCCAGUACAAGUUAAUGCCAGACAGACGGGAAGCUAUAAAAAACAUGUGGUGGGACAGACUACAGGGAUGUCAGAGACUUGUGGAAGACUGGCAGAAAAUCAUUCAAGUUAGAUCAUUAGUGGUGGCGCCACUAGAGGACAAGAAAACAUGGCUAAAAUACAGCAGUUUGUGCAGAAAGAGUGGACGUCUUGCUUUGUCCCACAAGACACUAGUGAUGUUAUUAGGAACUGACCCAACAAAAAAUACAGAUCAACCCAUACCAACAGUUAGUCCUGAAGUCACUUUCACUUACAUGAAACAUAUGUGGAGAAAUAAUCAAAAGAACGAAGCCUACAAUAAGCUACAGCAUUUUGUUGAACAUUCAUUACAAACCAAGGCUUUACAGUUGAUAUCACCAGAAGACUCACAACAAAGACAGGAACUUAAUAAACUCUUGGCAAGAUGUUUCCUGAAACUUGGUGAUUGGGCAGAAAGUUUAAUGGGUAUUAAUGAUAAAUCUAUUCCCACAGUACUGGACUGUUAUUACAGGGCUACUGAACAUGACAAGGACUGGUAUAAGGCCUGGCAUGCUUGGGCUUUAAUGAAUUAUGAAGCAGUGUUGUUUUAUAAACAAAUGAACCAGACAGAAGAAGGUACACCUCAAACACCAGCAGACAUUGGUGCUACCAGCAAACUUGAACUGUCGCCUAGACCAGAGUCUAAUACAGCAAUGAUGCAUAAAUAUUGUGUACCAUCAGUCCAAGGUUUCUUCAGAUCUAUAGCUUUAUCACAACAAAAUAGCUUACAGGAUACACUUAGAUUACUGACAUUAUGGUUUGACUAUGGUCAGUGGAUGGAGGUGUAUGAAGCUCUGGUUGAAGGUCUGAAGACCAUACAGAUUGAUAAUUGGCUACAGGUUAUCCCCCAGUUGAUAGCCAGAAUAGAUACUCCAAGGAACCUUGUAGGAAGGUUAAUAUCACAGCUGCUGAUAGAUGUUGGCAAGGCUCAUCCACAGGCCUUGAUCUACCCAUUGACAGUGGCAUCUAAAUCUAACGUAACAGCCCGACAAGUGUCAGCUAAUAAAGUAUUGAAGAGUAUGAGAGAGCACAGUAAUACACUGGUACAACAGGCUAUGUUGGUGAGUGAGGAGUUGAUUCGAGUAGCUAUUCUAUGGCAUGAGCUUUGGCACGAGGGGCUAGAGGAAGCUUCCAGACUUUAUUUUGGGGAGAGAGAUGUAAAGGGAAUGUUUAACACAUUAGAACCUCUACAUGCUAUGAUGGAGAGAGGGCCACAAACAUUGAAGGAAACUUCAUUUAACCAGGCUUAUGGUAGAGAUUUGAUGGAGGCUCAGGACUGGUGUAAAAAAUACCAGAGAUCAGGAAAUGUCAAAGAUCUAACACAAGCUUGGGACUUGUAUUAUCAUGUGUUUAGAAGGAUAUCUAAACAGUUACCUCAGUUGACUUCACUUGAGUUACAAUAUGUUUCACCCAAACUUCUGAGAUGUCAAGAUUUAGAACUUGCUGUACCUGGAACAUAUGAUCCAAAUCAACCAAUCGUAAAGAUUAGGAAAGUUCAAAGUUCAUUACAGGUUAUCACAUCCAAACAGAGGCCAAGGAAACUCAGCAUAUUUGGUAGCAAUGGUCAGGAAUAUAUGUUUUUACUGAAGGGACAUGAAGAUUUAAGACAGGACGAGAGAGUGAUGCAGUUGUUUGGAUUAGUUAAUUCUCUACUACUACAGAAUACUGAAACUUUCCGCAGAAAUCUUACAAUACAGAGAUUUUCUGUGAUUCCAUUAUCUACCAACUCUGGUCUAAUUGGCUGGGUGCCUCAUUGUGACACGCUUCAUUCACUUAUCCGGGACUACAGAGAGAAGAAGAAAAUUCUACUAAAUAUAGAGCACAGGCUUAUGUUGAGGAUGGCCCCAGAUUAUGAUCAUUUGACCUUGAUGCAGAAGGUUGAAGUGUUUGAGCAUGCUUUGGAACACACACAAGGGGAUGAUCUAGCUAAGAUACUGUGGUACAAAAGUCCUAGUUCUGAGGUUUGGUUUGAUAGAAGAACAAAUUACACCAGAUCACUAGCUGUUAUGUCAAUGGUUGGUUAUGUUCUAGGUCUUGGAGACAGACAUCCAUCUAAUCUGAUGUUGGACAGAAUGAGUGGUAAAAUCAUCCAUAUUGAUUUUGGAGAUUGUUUUGAGGUUGCCAUGGUGAGGGAAAAGUUUCCAGAAAAGAUUCCAUUUAGACUUACUAGGAUGUUAAUAAGUGCCAUGGAGGUGACAGGAAUUGAUGGCAAUUACCGUAUGACAUGUGAGAGUGUGAUGGCUGUACUUAGAGAACACAAAGACAGUCUGAUGGCUGUGUUAGAAGCUUUUGUUUAUGAUCCCUUAUUGAAUUGGAGACUUAUGGACACAACAACUAAAACAAAACCAAAGGCUAACAGGUCUGGUUCCUACAGUGGAAGUCAGGAACAGGCAGAUAUUCUUGAAACUGUAGACAUUGGACAAGCAGGAACAGCAAAGAAGUCGGUACCAGUUGCAACAGGAAAUGCACCAGGUGGAGAUAACUCCACAUCAGAAGUUUUAAACAAGAAGGCUGUGCAGAUUGUACAAAGAGUUAGGGAUAAACUGACAGGAAAAGACUUUCCCACCGAAGAAUCAAUCGAUGUGUCCACUCAAGUGGAACUCUUAAUAAAACAAGCUACAUCACAUGAAAAUUUAUGUCAGUGUUACAUAGGAUGGUGUCCAUUCUGGUGAUUGUUUUAAAAUAUUGUCCCAAUAAAGUCAUGAUAUAUAUUACGCUAAGUCUUUUAAAUACACAAUAUUAGGUGAUGUCAGAAAAAGAUCAACAUUUUUUGAAACUGAGAUCACUAAGCCUUCAAACAGUUGCAAACAUGUAAUAAAUAUUAAAGUAAUUUUUAUGGGCAUUGAUUUUAUGUUAAUAUCAUACUGCCACUAAAAAUGGCUACAAUAUCUGUCAUUAAUUUAGUGGCGCAACAUUAAAAAUCAUUUUUUGUCCCUAUAUGAGCAACUUAUGAAAUAAAGAGAUUUGACAUCAAAUAGACAUAAGUUGCUCAUAUAGGGACAAAAAAUGAUUUUUAAUGUUGUGCUACUAAUUUAAUGACAGAUAUUGUAGCCAUUUUUGGUGGCAGUAUGAUAUUAACAUAAAAUCAAUGCCCAUAAAAAUUAUGUGAUAAAAACACUUUAAAAAAUUGACAGGAAUCAUUGUUAAUAUCUAUCAUGUCACACCUAAUUGGGUUAUAGAAUGCAAAAUUGUGCUCUUUUGGUAAAGGGGUCAUGUUGGGUGAGUGGUUAAGGUAGUCUAAAUACUGUAUCACAAGCCUGUCAACAGAGGUUGGGAUUUCAAAUUUUGCAUAUGACAGAUGUGCAUGAUCUGUAUUUUAAAUCUUCUAGCAGUUUAUUUAAAUUUUAUAUUUGUAGCUUAUGAUAUAAAUUAGAUAUUAUGAUACGAGUAAAGGUAUCCUUUUACAAAAUUAUACAAUUUUCAUCAAAAAUAUGCUCAUACGAUUUUGAUGACUGAAAAUAAGAAAUUUGGCUGUUGCAAUAACAAAUUUAUUACAUUGUUGUAUUGACAGUUCACUUUGAUGAUUACUGUUAUUUGUUUAUAUUGCAUAAUUUUGAUAAAUAAUGUUUUAAUUCUUCAUAAUUACAUUAGAUGUAUGUUUCAUUAUAAUACUUUAUUCUGGUUGUCUAAUUGCACAUCACAUGCUAUUCCUUCAGCAAUUUCAUCAUUCAAUAAAACUUAUCAUCCAUGAUAACACAUGGUCCCACAAUAAAGUGCACAGGUGAAUUAAAUGAAAAACAAUAUAAAAUUCAUGUUUUCAUGGUCAUAGCUAAAAAAUGUAAUUAUAAGUAUUGAAUGCUUCUUUUUGUAACUUCAUAGGGUUGUAAAAGUGUUGA
This is a messenger RNA of Mytilus trossulus (common blue mussel), 8709 nucleotides long. RefSeq names its product serine/threonine-protein kinase mTOR-like. Gene Ontology annotation, biological process: TOR signaling; negative regulation of macroautophagy; protein phosphorylation. Lineage: Eukaryota; Metazoa; Mollusca; Bivalvia; Mytilida; Mytilidae. Gene Ontology annotation, cellular component: TORC2 complex; TORC1 complex; nucleus. Gene Ontology annotation, molecular function: protein serine/threonine kinase activity; protein-containing complex binding; protein binding. The transcript is spliced from 56 exons. The record is from RefSeq and is a predicted model, not a curated record. The coding region runs from base 85 to 7545 and encodes 2486 amino acids.